CCCGCCCCCUCCGCCUGUCAAGAUGCGUUCGGCUUCGUCUCCUGACGUAGCGGACCCGGCCUCGGCGUGACGGGGACGAGCUGGCUCGGUCAUGGCCCAGCCCGGGGAGACCCCGGCUUCGGAGCCGACGGCGGCUCUUCUUCAACGAGUAGCUGAACUAGAGAAAGUCAAUGCUGAAUUUCUACGUACAAAACAGAAUCUCGAGCAAGAAUUUAAUCAAAAGAGAGCCAAGUUUAAAGAACUGUAUCUGGCUAAAGAAGAGGAUCUGAAGAGGCAAAAUGCAGAAUUGCAGACAGCACAUGAUGAUCUGGAAAAACUUCAAAACCAGCUCAUGGAAGCACAGGCUGAAAUGGAGAACAUCAAAGCCAUUGCUACAGUGUCUGAAAAUACUAAGCAGGAAGCUAUUGAUGACAUAAAGAAGCAGUGGCAGGAAGAAGUUGCCUCUCUGCAGGCUAUAAUGAAAGAAACUGUCCGUGAAUAUGAAGGCCAGUUUCAUCACAGGUUGGAACAAGAGCGGUCUCAGUGGAAUCAAUAUCGAGAGAAUGUUGAACGGGAAAUAGCAGAGCUGAGAAGGCGACUUUUAGAAGGUCAAGAAGAGGAAAACUUGGAGAAUGAAAUGAAGAAGGCUCAAGAAGAUGCAGAAAAACUUCGUUCAGUAGUGAUGCCCAUGGAGAAGGAGAUUGCAACUUUAAAGAAUAAACUGACUGAAGCUGAAGAAAGAAUAAAAGAGCUGGAAGCUUCAGAGGUUAAAGAACUGAAUCACUACUUGGAAGCUGAGAAAUCCUGUAGGACGGAUCUAGAAAUGUAUGUGGCUGUUUUGAACACUCAAAAAUCAGUUCUGCAAGAAGAUGCAGAAAAAUUACGGAAAGAACUUCAUGAAGUAUGCCAUCUACUAGAGCAGGAAAGGCAACAGCAUAAUCAGCUCAAACACACGUGGCAGAAGGCCAAUGACCAGUUCUUGGAGUCACAGCGUUUAUUGAUGAGGGAGAUGCAAUGGAUGGAGAUGGUGCUGACCUCAGAACAGCUGCGGCAAGUUGAAGAACUAAAGAAAAAAGACCAGGAGGAUGAAGAGCAAAGAAGACUUCAUAAAAGGAAAGAAGAGAAGGAGAAAGGCACUGAUGAUGAAUCAAAUGUAACAUGUUCUACAAUUCAUGAAGAAGCCCUUCCACCAUUCCCUGGUGAAGAGGUGCACCUCAACAGCACUCAUGGUUCAGCCCACUCGCUUGACACAGAUGCAUUGCUGUCUUCAGGAGAGUCUCUCAAGUCGGACAAUGACAUGUUUAAAGAGGGACUGCGUAGAGCUCAGUCAACAGACAGUUUGGGAACGUCGGGAUCUUUACAAGCCAAAAGUUUGGGCUACAACAAUAAAGCCAAAUCAGCUGGGAACCUUGAUGAAUCUGACUUUGGGCCACUGGUUGGGGCAGACUCUAUAUCAGAGAACUUUGAAACUGCCUCCCUGGGCUCCCUGCAAAUGCCUGGUGGGUUUAUGCUAACCAAAGACCAGGAAAAAGCAAUCACAGCAAUGACACCAGAGCAGGAGGAAACCGCAUCCCUUCUCUCCAGCAUCACACAGAGUGUAGAAAAUGCUUAUGUAUCUCCUAGUGGUUACCGUUUAGUUAGUGAAACAGAAUGGAAUCUCCUUCAGAAAGAGGUGCAAAACGCUGGGAACAAGCUGGGAAGGCGCUGUGACAUGUGUUCAAAUUAUGAAAAGCAGUUGCAAGGCAUCCAGAUUCAGGAGGCUGAAACAAGGGAUCAGGUGAAGAAACUUCAGGUGAUGUUGAGGCAGGCCAACGAUCAACUAGAGAAAACAAUACGGGAGAAGCAGGAGCUGGAGGAAUGUAUGAAACAAAGUAGUGAAGACUCAGUCAGUCAGGCCGUCCUGAUGCAGUCACGAGAGCUUGUUUCAGAGGAAUUGGCGAGGCUCCAGAAAGACAAUGAAAGCCUUCAAGGAAAACACUGUCUGCAUGUGUCUUUACAACAAGCUGAGGACUUUAUCCUUCCAGAAACUGGAGAGGGACUCCGUGAAUUGGUCCUCAAGUAUCGUGAAGACAUUAUUAGUGUACGAACUGCAGCCGAUCAUCUGGAAGAAAAACUGAAGGCAGAAAUUUUAUUUUUAAAAGAACAGAUUCAAGCCGAACAAUGUUUAAAAGAGAACAUAGAAGAGACUCUGCAGCUAGAAAUAGAAAAUUGCAAAGAGGAAAUAGCUGCUGCAUCUAGUCUAAAAACAGAAUUGGAGCAAAUAAGAGUGAAUAAAGAGCAGUUGGAAUCCAACUUGAAAGAAAAGAUACAGCAGUUAGAAAACUUUGAGGAGAGAGAAAAUGAUCUUGAAGAACAGCUGAAGAAGGAAGUUGCCACAAAGGCUAACUUAGAACACAUGAUGUUCGAGGAGAAGAAUAAAGCUCAACGGCUUCAGACAGAAUUGGAUGUCAGUGAGCAAGUACAGAGAGAUUUCGUUAAGCUUUCUCAGACCCUUCAGGUCCAGUUGGAACGGAUCCGGCAGGCAGAUUCCCUGGAGAGAAUUCGUGCAAUCCUCAAUGAUACAAAACUGACUGACAUUAAUCAACUACCUGAAACAUGACAGCCUCAGUAGCAGAGCUGCAAAGCUACAUUUUGGUGUUUUUUUUUAAAAAAACCUCCUCUUUAUAGCAAAACCUUUAAUAAUUAUUUAAUUCUAACUGAAAGAGCAGAAAGAUAACCCAAGAGUCAUGGUCCAGGUUGUGUUUCUGGGAGGGAGAGGAAGGUUUUCUGGGCGGGAAGAAAGUUUCACACGGAGAAGAUUGGCAGAACCCUCCAGGGUAUCUGCCUUCAGUGUAGUUGGACUUCUCCAUAUAACUCAUCUACCUUCAUCCUCCUGCUCUCCUCCCUCCCAGUGAUCCUGGAAUACGGCAUUCCCUUCC
Messenger RNA from Thamnophis sirtalis, 2897 nucleotides. NCBI's taxonomy places the organism in Eukaryota, Metazoa, Chordata, Lepidosauria, Squamata, Natricidae. The record is from RefSeq and is a predicted model, not a curated record.